AUGACCAAGUACAGUCUCCCUCCAGUGAUCAACAUGUCCACACUGAAGCCGUCCACAACAAAACAAGAACAAACACCGCGAGGCCCACGUCGAGAGAAAAAACCACCUCUGACCCAUUUCCUAUGCCUACCGCUGGUCAACACGGAAUCACUACCCCAGCUCGAAGCCUCACUCGCGGCAUUUGCAGCGGCGCAUUGCCCACCCGUCGCCAAAACGCUUGCAGAUGGUCAACCUGGAACACAGGCGCAAGAUGAUUCUAUCUGUACAAUCCCCCAAGGCGCAAUCAGACCCGUGGGUACAAUCCAUCUCACACUGGGCGUCAUGAGUCUCCCCACCAAAGAGAGACUGAACGAAGCCAUCUCUUUCUUCAACUCCCUCGACCUUGCAAGCUUAAUGCGAGAAGCUGCCCGAGUAUCUCGUGAGUCACUUGAAAAAAGGCGCGCUGUAAAGACAAUAGCGUCUGCGCAGGGGACUAAUGCUUCCAUGCCGGGCUGUCUAGCCAGCUCGGAUACAUACCCUUCUGACUCCGAGGGGAUUCACGGCCCUAUUCCAUCUCUCAGUGUCUCCCUGGAAUCUCUCCAUGCUCUACCACGGGCCAAAGCCGCUACUGUUCUCCACGCUUCGCCUGUUGAUUCCACGGGCCGAUUGUAUCCAUUCUGCGUGAUGCUGCGGGACAAAUUCAUCGAAGCGGGAUUCAUCCUCAACGAGGCUAAGAGUGAAACGUCCAUGAAAACGAAUGAUUCGAAAAACACCGUAGGAGUUGAAAACCCCCCGUGCAAAGAUCUCCAGGGAGAUCAAAGUGUUUUUCGCAAAGAAUUCCUAACGUCCUCGGCGGAGACGGAGCCUACGUCUUCAAGUACACAUUGGGAUCCGUAUGCCGCUGCCCUGGCUCGCAAGCCCAAACCUCGUCCGCUACUCCUGCACGCCACGCUUAUCAACACAAUCUACGUCCGUGGUCGAGAAAAAGCGAAGAAUGGUAGUCACGGGCGAAACGGGAGCUCCAAGAGAUUUGAAUUUGAUGCGCGCAGCAUCCUCAACAGAUAUCGGAAUUAUUACAUUGAUCAGACGCGGUCGAUACCCGUCGGUAGCAGAUCGAGUGCAGAGGGAGAUGGGAAUGGGGAUGUUGAUGCAGGGGAAACGUGCUCGUCUCUUGCCUCUGAGGAGGAGAAGUCGCAAUCCAAUCACAAAUCUGAGGAAAGCUGUAUCCCUGAUACGCCUCCUACGAGAUCGAAAUCGCAACCACUUUAUCCAUUUGUUUGGGCGAGAAAUGUCCCUAUUGGCUCUGUCUGCAUCUGCGAGAUGGGGGCAAAGAAGUUGGAAAGUGGCGGUGCUGGCGAGGGGGGUUUGAACGCCCGGCUGGGUGAGCAGUACAUCGUUGUCGCGGAGCGAAGGAUUGAUGCGGCUCAACCGCCGGUGCAGUCAUCAUCGCCGUGCCCAAUCAUAGUGUGA
This is a messenger RNA of Penicillium oxalicum, 1449 nucleotides long. RefSeq lists its product as uncharacterized. Gene Ontology annotation, cellular component: nucleus. Gene Ontology annotation, biological process: DNA alkylation repair; regulation of DNA-templated transcription. NCBI's taxonomy places the organism in Eukaryota, Fungi, Ascomycota, Eurotiomycetes, Eurotiales, Aspergillaceae. The coding region runs from base 1 to 1449 and encodes 482 amino acids. The record is from RefSeq and is a predicted model, not a curated record. The transcript has a single exon.